AUGUAUUUGGCGCGAGUUUCUCCCGAUAAAUUUGGUGGGGAGUCUAAAACAACAAACAAGUGCCAGCUUCAAAUUCUGUUGAGUUUGAUGGAAGCCCAACGCGAUAUUGCUUGUGGCUUCCAGAAAGGAAGCAAGGAGGAGGUGUUACUGUUUUGGCAUGCGGCUGAAAAUGCUUUAAAUGCAUCUGGGCCACCAAGCAAAAACAUAUCGGAAUGGAAAAAGGUGUGGUGUGACCAGAAAAAAUAUGUUAGAGCUAAGGCUGCUACAAACCUUAAGGCCAGAAAUGGUACUGGCGGUGGGCCAAACAAAGAACAAAAACUUUCCGACUAUGAACAGACUGUCUACGACUUAAUUGGGAUGAAUGGGAUGAAUUCCGUUGAUGCCUAUAUUUUGUAA
Molecule: messenger RNA, 396 nt
Organism: Eupeodes corollae
Lineage: Eukaryota; Metazoa; Arthropoda; Insecta; Diptera; Syrphidae
Exons: 4
Coding region: 1-396 (131 amino acids)
Cellular component (GO): nucleus
Source: RefSeq, a predicted model, not a curated record